Adineta ricciae is the source of this 759-nucleotide messenger RNA. Lineage: Eukaryota; Metazoa; Rotifera; Eurotatoria; Adinetida; Adinetidae. The record is from the annotation of a GenBank genome assembly.
AUGGCUCGAGAGGACGAAUACGAUUACUUGUUUAAAAUUGUGUUGAUUGGUGACUCAGGUGUUGGAAAGAGUAAUUUGCUUUCACGUUUCACUCGAAAUGAAUUCAACCUCGAAAGUAGAAGCACAAUCGGAGUGGAAUUCGCAACACGAAGCAUUCAAGUAGAUAAAAAAACAAUUAAAGCACAAAUAUGGGACACCGCUGGGCAAGAACGAUACCGUGCAAUAACCAGCGCUUAUUACCGCGGUGCAGUGGGCGCUCUACUUGUUUAUGAUAUAAGUAAACAUAACAGCUAUGAAAAUGUCGAACGAUGGUUGAAAGAGUUACGCGAUCAUGCCGAUUCAAAUAUUGUGAUCACGCUAGUAGGAAACAAAUCUGAUUUAAGACAUUUACGCUCAGUACCAAGUGACGAAGCAAAAGCUUUUUCUGAAAAAAAUGGCAUUUCGUUCAUCGAAACUUCCGCAUUAGAUUCAACGAACGUCGAGCAAGCGUUUCAGACGAUUCUCACCGAAAUCUAUCGGAUCGUUUCUCAACGGCAAGUCAACGACUCGACCAAUUCGCCGAACAGUAGUGGAGGGAACUCAUCAAUUAUAUCCAUCGAUCCAACAAAGCAUUUCGCCUCUUUUCUCUACUAUUUGCAAAGCAAAUACUACCAGAAUAGAAAAAGAAUUUUCUUAAUUCUCCUGAAAGUAUUCUUUGAACUCGAAACCAACAAAUAUUCACUUAACAAUCCUCAUAGCCAUAGUUACUAUACAGUCUAA